Molecule: messenger RNA, 5154 nt
Organism: Alosa alosa (allis shad)
Lineage: Eukaryota; Metazoa; Chordata; Actinopteri; Clupeiformes; Clupeidae
Gene: ranbp10
Product: RAN binding protein 10
Exons: 15
Coding region: 161-1993 (610 amino acids)
Biological process (GO): cytoskeleton organization; cell surface receptor signaling pathway
Cellular component (GO): cytoplasm
Molecular function (GO): protein binding
Source: RefSeq, a predicted model, not a curated record
UACAGUACCCACACGGCACCGACAGUCCGACCAGCGCUACGCUGGUUAUCCGGGGAUAUCGUACUACUGCUGUUUCUCCUCAGUCUAUCUUGCUCUCUCUUUUCAGCGGAUUGACACAACAGAGUAGAAAAUAAGAAAAUAUUAACGCACAAAGCCAAAAAUGGCAGAGCUUGGAGCGGGGAGCCUGCUAUCGGGGGAUCCUGCUUUUAACUAUCAAGAGCAUGAACUAAACGAACGAUUGAAGCGGCUGUACCCGGCCGUGAAUGAGGAAGAGACCCCCUUACCCCGAUCUUGGAGCCCCAAGGAUAAAUACAGCUACAUCGGUCUCUCUCAGAACAAUCUGCGGGUGCAUUACAAAGGCCAUGGAAAGAACCAUAAGGAUGCUGCGUCUGUGCGUGCUACUCACCCCAUCCCCGCAGCUUGUGGCAUCUACUACUUCGAGGUGAAGAUUGUCAGCAAGGGCAGAGAUGGGUACAUGGGAAUUGGCCUGUCUGCCCAGGGGGUCAACAUGAACCGGCUGCCUGGAUGGGACAAGCAUUCAUAUGGUUACCAUGGCGACGACGGACACUCCUUCUGCUCCUCAGGGACUGGCCAACCGUAUGGCCCGACCUUCACGACGGGCGAUGUCAUUGGCUGCUGCGUUAACCUCAUCAAUAACACCUGUUUCUACACCAAGAACGGCCACAGUUUAGGUGUGGCUUUCACAGACCUCCCGCCAAACCUGUAUCCCACAGUUGGCCUGCAGACUCCGGGCGAGAUUGUGGACGCAAACUUUGGCCAGCACCCUUUUGUUUUUGACAUUGAAGACUACAUGAGUGAGUGGAGGGCUAAGAUCCAUGGCAUGAUCGCGCGCUUUCCCAUCGGAGAGAGGCUGGGAGAGUGGCAAGCCGUGUUGCAAAACAUGGUGUCCAGCUAUCUGGUGCACCAUGGGUACUGUGCCACUGCCACAGCCUUCGCCAGAGCCACAGAGACGGUCAUUCAAGAGGACCCGACUUCCAUAAAAAACAGACAAAGAAUACAGAAGCUGGUUCUGGCGGGGCGUGUAGGAGAGGCUAUAGAAGCCACACAGCAGCUGUAUCCCGGGCUGCUAGAACACAACCCCAAUUUACUCUUCAUGUUAAAGUGUCGGCAGUUUGUGGAGAUGGUGAACGGUACAGACAGUGAGGUACGUUGCUUUAGUGUGCGCUCGCCCAAAUCCCAGGACAGCUACCCCGGGUCCCCCUGCCCGAGCCCCCGACAUGGGGCCAUCAACCCCCACCUGCACAGCACAGGUGCAGACAGCCCCACAUGCAGUAAUGGGGUCACCCCUCCCAGCAAAAGCAAGAGCCACAACAAAUACCCGGGCGUCAGCUCAGCCUCUUCCUCCUCCUCGUCCUCCCCCUCCUCGGUCAACUACUCCGAGACAAACUCCACCGACUCCACCAAGUCCCAGCCUCACAGUGCCACAAGCAACCAGGAGACCAGCGACAGUGAGAUGGAGAUCGAGGCAGAGCACUACAGUAACGGAGUGACUGAGAACUCAUCCGCCCGGAUCAUGAAUGGCACCUACAAACACCAGGAGAUCCUACAGGCUGAUGAGAACAGCCUGGGCAAUGGUGUGGCAGAUGAUAACUGCCCCUCCAGACAGCUGUGUGGGGGCAACCAGGCGGCCACAGAGAGGAUGAUCCAGUUUGGCCGCGAGUUGCAGGCCCUCAGUGAGCAGCUGUGCCGGGAGUACGGCAAGAACGCCACCCACAGAAAGAUGCUGCAGGAUGCCUUCAGUCUCCUGGCGUACUCAGACCCUUGGAACUGCCCGGUGGGUCAGCAGCUUGACCCCACACAAAGAGAGGCCAUCUGCUCCGCACUCAACAGCGCCAUCCUGGAGUCCCAGAACCUGCCCAAGCAGCCGCCUCUGAUGCUGGCACUGGGCCAGGCCACCGAGUGUGUGCAGCUCAUGGCCCGAGUCCGCUCCGGAUCCUGCUCCUUCGCCAGAGUGGACAGCUUUUUGCACUAGCACCCCGUCAAGGCAAUGUUCAGGACCGCUAAGAAGAGGACCUUUCCAGUUGGUUGCCAUGUGGACAGCACGCGUUUUGAAUUGGUGUGUGGCUUGCCGUUUGCCAGAGGCAGUUGGGCAGAGGAAUGUGCAGAGCAGGAGAAGAGAGGCUUCUUUUUAAUUUAGUAUUAUCAAAUACAAAAAAAUGUGUGACACUAUUUAAAGAUAAUUAAUUAUUAUUCUGUUUCUCUAGUCUUUUUUUUUUUUAGUUUAUAUUUUGUCAGUUGGUUGUGCUCACUUUGGAAACCAAUCUAAUUCCGUUUUUCUUUCUUUUUUUAAAGGGGUGGAUUCCCCACAUAGUAUUUUUAAAUGUAUUCCAUAUCAAGGAUCUCCAUUAGCAACUGUUGUGACAACAAGUGACAUAGUCCGGUUUCUCUCACUCAGGACUCAGGUAUUCAGACUCAUUAUGGCAUUGGGGUAUUGCACAGAGGUAUAUCUAGCAGUAAAAAAAAACUCUGUCAAGUAGUCCAUGCUCAAGUGAUUUGAAUAAAAAGAAAAAAAUAUGUCCUCAGUAGCUUACUAUGGGCAUUCAGUGGGGUGGCCCAAAAUAGUUCCGGGUGCUGUUCAUCAACUGAUAUGUGUGAGUGAGAGUGCACAAGGCUAAGAUUAUGUCAUGCUCCCCCCUUCUUCUGAGGGAAGCGUCUUAGGCACCAGCUAUUACAGGGCACUGUCAGAGGGUGGCGCCACCAACAUAAGAGUAAAUCAGAUUUAUGUGAAGGAUAUUUUUAAUUGUGUUCAUUUCAGGGGGUGAUGACCUCAACAUUAUAGAGAAUUUACCUUUGAUUUAUUAAAAUGAGAGGUCAUCGUUAUACGCUGAAGUGCAGAAAUAAGUUUAAAAUCCAUUAUUUCAGGCCAUAUGGAAAACCCCCUGUGGUGUUUGCGUGCUAAUAUUAAAGGAUUGAAAAAAGAUUACAUGGCUAAUAGUUGGCUCACUCAUUUGAUGCAAUGACUAUUAUAGUAGUGCACUGACCUGUUAUGAACAACUAAACCAUGAUGGCCCUACUUAUAUAUUCUUAGCAGAUGACCAGGCCAUGGCAGUACUGACUAAAGCUGCUAUGGAGGUACAACCCUGUGGCGGGAGUCACCAAAUUACCAAAUGUCUCUGGAGAUUGGAUAACGGUGCUCUUUGCAGAACGCUCAUUCUGCAUUCCUAUCAGUUUCUGACUUUUUGUGGCUUAUUAAGGCCGGAAAAAAAUAUAUAUUGUUUGAAAUAUUAAGUAGGUACAUACUAGUGUUAGAUUGGUUUGAGUUACCUCCCUGGAUUUAACAACAUCCACACAAGUAAGGCUCUGUGCAAAUGCAAUUUCUCAACCAAUAAAUCAUGAGGUCAUAUCUUAUCUAUGCUGAUAUGCCUAGCAGAAUAUUCUUUAAAGGGUCAGGCAUUGACCUGGCCUGUAUCCUGUUUCGAUUCGGCCCUUAUCUGUAUCAGUCAGAAUUUCUCUAGUCUGCUGUCAUCCGGGCUCACACCCCUACCACCCCCUUUUGGCCUUCACAAGCUCUGUUGCUACCUUGGCAAUGUAAACACUGACUCGGUCACGAUGGGACACGUGGCUACAACCUCAUUCAUUUGUUUGAUUUCAUGGUGUAUGUAUGCAGCCACUGUUUAAAUCUGUUGCUUUUCAUUUACAUUCUUUUUCAUCUCUCUCUCUCUCUCUCUCUCUUACUUGUACCUUGUUCUUAUUAACUGACUGUCUUUUAGCACACAGAACAGAAAAGAGACUUUUAAUCGAUGUAUAAACCCAGUAUUUCGCCCACCCAGCAGGAGGUGCUCCACUGUGUUGAAUGUAGCUUAGCCGGUCAUUUCUGUUCUUAGUUGCUGUUAUUUUUUUUAUUAUUUCAUCAAGUUUGCUGCUGGCCUCCUUGAGAUUGUUUGCUACACCCACAUAUGGACAUUGUCUCUUACACACACACUCACAUACACACCUGUUCUGACGUUGCAUUGAUGUUACACCUAUAUUUCAGUUAUACCUCACGUUUGUUGGCAACCAUGUAAUGCUUGUUUGUAUCACAUAGAUCAUAAGCUUAGGGGGGUUUUAAGAUGGGGAGGUGGGAGCGGGCCUCAUCCACAGUAGCAUAUGUUUGGUAUCAGUUCACCCCUCGUAGGAUAACGUGUCCUUCAAAUACAGAGUUCCCAAAAUUCUCCAGAGAGAGAGAAGAAAAGAGAACAACUAUGAACACUGCAUUUUAGACCAUUCCCCCAUUUCCACGUAACAGGUUUAAAUCAUUUAAUAAUAGGAGCUAAAAGCCAAAAAAGACAUGUUGGUAUGUCUUUGAAAGGUAUACUCUCAAGACUGCGAAUCCCUUUUCUCCUUUUGUGAUGAUAUCUGAAGUUCUGAGGCAUUUCUUUUCUUUUUCUUUAUUUUAUAUAAAACAAACCACCCAUACCAAUCCUCAGUAAUGUUCAGUUGAGAUGAUGUGUGAAUAAAGUUUAACUCCAGUAGAUGACUUGAUGAAAUCAUUCAGUGGCGUUAUCCUAUUGCAUGGAGUCUCAUGUGUACCUGCUAACAGCCAUACAUGUUUGAUACCGAAACAUGAGAGGAAAAAAAUCAAGAGGCUAACUAGGCAUCAGGUCGACAUCUCACUCAACUGUAAGUAGAGCGUUUUGCCUCGAGAUUGCUUUUUUCAUGGCAAAUGUAUUUUGGAACUCAUCUUAGUAACCACCCAAAAUGUAUAUUGCCAUCUUAAAAAAAAUAAUCUGUAUUAGAAAUUUAAUAUCAACUUCAAGUGCAAAUAGGGACCUUUUGUGGGGGAAAAAAGAGAAUCUUUUUAGACUUCUCUUUGAAAAAAUGUGUUCAUUUUUUCAAAUUCAUCCACUUGUCUUCUGUAUCCCUGUGUGCCUCAGAGGACUAGAAGCAGGACACAUGAAAUUAAACUGAAUACAACAAGCUGUGCACAGUUUACUUCUGUUAUAAUUUUACAUUUAUUUUGAGUUUUCAGUUUAGCAAUCGUGAAAUGAGUUACCCUCUACUUAGCAUGAACCUUUUUAAAACCUUUAAAACAUCAUAAAAAAAAGAAAAACAAUUUUAAAAACAUACCUAUGUACUGGAAACAUGAUAAAGAAAUAUUGUACUCGUUUAAUUUUGACAGAAUUAUUUUUAUUAAAAUACACAUCCAUGAGCAUA